Messenger RNA from Ramularia collo-cygni, 909 nucleotides. RefSeq lists its product as uncharacterized. The coding region runs from base 1 to 909 and encodes 302 amino acids. The record is from RefSeq and is a predicted model, not a curated record. The transcript has a single exon. Lineage: Eukaryota; Fungi; Ascomycota; Dothideomycetes; Mycosphaerellales; Mycosphaerellaceae.
AUGGCUCGCAUAACGCCAGGAGAGUCUCGGCAGAUGCCCCGAGAUCGCCAUCAGCGCUAUCCACCCAUGGAUCCUAGCAGCCAGAGCUCUCCGCAACAUGGUCGGCAGCGGUACACUGAUCAGCGGCCCUAUCAGUACCAAAGAGUAGACGGGAGCAGAAGUGAGCGGCGCCAGGCUUGGGUCGAGGAAGGGUUCAACGAGCGCGCCAAACGGGUCGAAAUUCCUGUCCCAGGUAGAGCACGGGAGGCUCUGCCUUCAAUCCAGCAGAGUUUCGUCGCAGCCUCCGAUCGGUACAUCAAGCCAGAUCCGGACGAAGAAGACUCUAAACAGCACAUCAAGCCUGAUCCGGAUGAACAGGACUCUAAACAGAACAUCAAGCCUGAUCCCGAUGCAGGGCAUGAGUCCACGCUAUCCCCUCAAACGCGGCUCAAGCCUGCCUCCGUUCAAGAGCCAGCGUAUCCUUCUCCUGCUCAACAAGCCAGUCCUACCUCCCGCCCGUGGCAUGGUCCGUGGGAUCCUGUGAAGGAAGGUUAUAUACCACAGCCUCCAAGGGUUCAGCCUCCAGUGUUCUUCAGAGAACUGAAGUGGCAGGAAUGGGAUUCGCAGCGGUACACCAAAUCCAUCAUGGACCAGCCAAGGCAGGAUGAACAGCAAUCAAACAUGCUACCAGGCUUGCAGCGGGGUAUGGACUUACGACGGGCUCUGCCUGCGACUUUCCCAACAACGGACUCUCAACAAUAUCCGAUUCAAUCGCUUGCAGAAGACAGCAUACAGGCCAACAACAGUCAGCCCUUUGGAAAAUUUCCAAACAAGCCAAACAAGGCGCAGCGUCACGGUCUUUCGCGCAGAGAAAUGAAGAGACUCAAUAUGCCCCAGGCCUUCCGGAAUCCGAAUCCUACGGGCAGGUAG